AUGUUCAUAAUCUAUCUAUCUAUUAGAUCUAUCUAUUUAUCUAUCUAUCUAUUAGUGUAUCUUCAUCUAUCUAUCUAUCUAUCUAUCUAUCUAUCUAUUGAAAGGAAAGCAAAUUUUUUUUCUUUCUUUAUCAGUUACACAACUUCAUAUUUACUUCCUCCUUUUUCUUUCAUGAUAAUAUAUAUUCUAUUAUUUUCUCUCCUUCGAUUCAGUACAUGCAUUGUGAAAUUCUUUCUUUCUUUCUUUCUUUCGUGUCCAAAAUAUAACGAAUUCAUCGAAAAGAAUUUCCUUAAUGUUCUUUCUUUCUUUCUUUCUUUCUCUAAUUUCCUUAAUGUUCUUUCUUUCAUUCUUUCUUUCGUUCAUUCAUUCAUUCAUUCUUUCUUUCUUUUUUUUUUCUUUCUUUCUUUCUUUCUUUCUUUCUUUCUUUUCUUUCGUGUUCAAAAUAUAACGAAUUCACCGAAAAGAUUUUCCAUAAUGUUCUUUCUUUCUUUCUUUCUUUCUUUCUUUCUUUCGUGUCCAAAAUAUAACGAAUUCAUCGAAAAGAAUUUCCUUAAUGUUCUUUCUUUCAUUCUUUCUUUCGUUCAUUCAUUCAUUCAUUCUUUCUUUUUUUUUUUUCUUUCUUUCUUUCUUUCUUUCUUUCUUUCUUUCUUUCUUUUCUUUCGUGUUCAAAAUAUAACGAAUUCACCGAAAAGAUUUUGCUUAAUGUUCUUUCUUUCGUUCAUUCAUUCAUUUUUUCUUUCUUUCUUUUUUUUUCUUUCUUUCUUUUUCUUUGUUUGUUUGUUUGUUUCUUUCUUUCUUUCUUUCGUUCAUUCUUUCUUUCGUUCAUUCUUUCUUUCUUUCGUGUCCAAAAUAUAA
This is a messenger RNA of Acanthosepion pharaonis, 855 nucleotides long. NCBI's taxonomy places the organism in Eukaryota, Metazoa, Mollusca, Cephalopoda, Sepiida, Sepiidae. The record is from the annotation of a GenBank genome assembly.